AUGGCACGUCUCCUGUGCCGUUGUGCGGCCUUGAGCUGCAGCCUCGCCCUACGUCUGGAUGGAGAAGGUGGUACUGUAAAUGACGGAGAGGCCCGGCAGAACUCCCACCAGGUGCGAGCGCAGGAGAACGGCUUUCGACAGCAACAACCUGACAACUGGUCAAGGCCGGAGGAGCCAACAAAGCAGUACAACGAUGGCUUCUGGCACUUUUGGCAGGAGGAGGCCGGUCCGCAGCGCGCGACUGCCAAAGACCUCCAGGCCCAAGCUGCUGCUUUUCUUGUGGAGCACCUGACCGAGGCGAUGCCUGAAGACGGCGAGAAAGUCGAUGCAGACUUUGUGAACCGGGCGGUUGGAUGGCUGUCGCAGUCAGCGGUCCAGCGCACGCACUGGGCAUUCCCGCGCACGUGCCAGGAGCAGCUAGGCCUGUUGCUGCAAGGCCUGAAGGACAGUUGCGAGGCAUCUCUCAGAAAAAAGGUCUUCAAUUUCGUUUUGAAGAGACAGCUUUUGGCCGAGAAGUGCAACCGCAGCGCACAAGACGUCUUCCUCCGCGGGCGGUAUCUUCAAGCACAAAAUACAGACAGCGAAAUGCUCUCAGAGAGUGUUGCGGAGUCCUGGAGAUUCAUGCAGCUGUGGUUGAAAGAGCUGACCACGGCAGGAGAGCGUGCCCUCCUGUGGGCCGGUUUUUGGGAGGCCGAGCCAAGCGGCCGAACGAGUAAGGGCAAGCUCCUCCACUUUGCGGAGCUAACAGAUCACCAAACCCUCCAUCCGACGACGGAGCUGGGGCGGCUCACCUUCGAGAGUGGGGAGCUCAGCGAGUGCCGCGGAAAAAGUCCUGGCGAAAACUUGACCUCCGAGCUCGUCGAGAAUUUUUGGUCCAUCGCCAGUGUUUUCUUUGUACUUGCCAUGCAGAAGAAGGACCAGGGAAGUGUCGUGGCCCUUGUAAACAAAGAGAUGGAAGGAGACCGCCCGCUGAAGGAUUCCGUUCUCGCCCAAUAUGAGAUACCUACCAUUGGGAUGGCUGCUUGGAACUAUGGCUGGAGUCCUCAGAUCAUCCUAGUCGACCUCCGCAGCACCUGCAACGAGACGAGCCCAUAUCUCAGGCAGCGCCUGGUCUCGGGCCUGGGUCUAUCCUGGGAAACUUGGAGACGUGCGAGACGGAAGCAUUUCAGGACCGAAGAUUUGGCAAAGUCCUCCAGCCCUUCCUGGACAUGCAUUGAUUGCGGUGCGGAUAGUGGCUGCGAGCUCGACGAGAAGCUGUCUGGUCUCGUCCGGGACCUUGUGGAGGUCAGGCGCCUUCAGAACGAGAACGGGGAGAAGCUGAGAAAUUCUGCCAGAAGCGGUGACUUGGAAGAGGCGGACAGGCGGCUGGCCAUCGGUGGGGCCACAGCUCCAGAAGUGGACUUCCGGGGCCGGGACCAUGUCCGCGGAGCGUGGACGCCGCUCCACUUUGCCGCAUCACGGGGCGACAGAGCGAUGACGCAGUUGCUCCUGUACCACGAUGCAGACCCCAACCGGAAAGACAUGUACGGCAGAACGCCGCUCCAUUGCUCUGCAAUGGAGGGUCACGCGGAGGUGGCGAGAUGGCUCAUGGCAUACUCUGCAGAUCCCCACCUGGAGGACGCGACGGGGCAGACGCCUCUGCAGCGGGCAAAGGGUGAUGCCGUGAAGGGGGCGGGGGAGGUGGAGACUGAAGUGCUGAACAUCCUACAGCGCGGCAAGGACCUCCGCAAGGCGAAGCCGGGCGCCCACUACCACUUCGGGGACUUCACCCGAGGGUUGGUGCAAAUCGGCCGGGACGCGCGCCACACGGAUCCAGACGACAGGAUACACCUCCGUGACUUCAUGGCCGGCACCAAGGCCGUCAUCCUGCGGAAGCAGACGCCGAGAGAGGACAUGCUCAGCCUCCAGUGA
Molecule: messenger RNA, 1911 nt
Organism: Symbiodinium natans
Lineage: Eukaryota; Dinophyceae; Suessiales; Symbiodiniaceae
Source: the annotation of a GenBank genome assembly